Paramecium pentaurelia is the source of this 830-nucleotide messenger RNA. NCBI's taxonomy places the organism in Eukaryota, Ciliophora, Oligohymenophorea, Peniculida, Parameciidae. The record is from the annotation of a GenBank genome assembly.
AAUCAUCAUUUUUGCCAUUCCUAUUCUGGAUGCAAAUUAUGUACUUUUACUUGGAAGGUCGUAAAUCAUUCAUGAAACCAUUACUUGCUAGAUUUUACAGAAGAGUAGCUGGAAAUGAAUGUUUCUAACUUGAUUAAUAUUAUCAUGAAAAUAUGCAACUCAAAAUUAGAACUCUUUUAGAAGCAGCCAAAGGAUAAAUUGAAUAUGGUUAAUUACAUAAAGAAUUUAGAGAUGUUAAAGCAGAAUUAAUUAAUACAGUAUAAUAUUAUCAUUUAUAUUUAAGUUCUUAAUGAAUGAAUAAUUAAAUCUCUAAAGACAUGUUGCAGAGAGAUCUUAAAAUAUUCUUAAAUAAGCUCAAUAAGCUGAAUAAGUAUGUAGAUUCAAUAAUUUAAGAUUAAUUAAAAUAGACUUCUAUCAGAUAUUAUUGAAGCUGCUCAAAAGUCACUUGAUACUAAUCUUAAGAGCAAUCUUCCAGAAAUUUAAAAAGCCUCAUUCAAAUCUGCUCUUAGAGGAUUAGCUUAAGGAAAGAUGACAUAUGAGAAUGAUCCAUUAAUUGAUAUGAUUCUUAAGACUAUUAGAGAACAUGUAAGCAAAAUUUAGAAUCUAUCACCAGCUGAGUAUGAAUUCAUCAUAUUCAAUUUAGAUAGAAGAAAUUGAUAUCACUCAGUAAGGACUAAUUAGCUGCUAUCCAAGCAAACGAUAAAAAGUAUAUAUUUAUUAUAAUAAAUUCAGAGCAAAGGAAGAUUUCUUAAGAGCUGAACCAAAGAUAGAUUAAACCCUUAAGAAUUAUGAUAAUGUAAAGAGACAACUAGCUUCUUGGGGACAAUGAA